Messenger RNA from Ceratosolen solmsi marchali, 3761 nucleotides. It is a transcript of the gene IntS2, whose product is annotated as integrator complex subunit 2. Gene Ontology annotation, cellular component: integrator complex. The record is from RefSeq and is a predicted model, not a curated record. The transcript has 6 exons. The coding region runs from base 254 to 3619 and encodes 1121 amino acids. Lineage: Eukaryota; Metazoa; Arthropoda; Insecta; Hymenoptera; Agaonidae. Gene Ontology annotation, biological process: snRNA 3'-end processing.
GCGUCCUCGACAUCAACUGGGGCGACGCUCGCGACUGCCGUCGAUAGGGUCUUGCCCUCGGGUCGCCGAGAGUCGAUGUCGGCCGAGAGAAUCUCGUGUUCGGCUGCGCAACGGCAGCUCCGCGAUCUCGAUUACGGCAACUCUGGGCUUGUGACGUCAGUGGGUGCGAAAAGAUGUCCGCGUCCAGGCCAGGCGGGGACGGGCGCGCACGGCGGGCGGCGGCUCGUUUUCACCUCUUCUUCCGAAAGCGUCGAUGAACACCGGGGGGAAGAUGCAAAAUACUCCACCGGUCUCGCCGCGCGUUUUCGCGGCCAUACAGACGGUGAAUACCCGGGAGCUGGCCCAGUGCACCGAGCGCGAGGUUCGCCCGAUCCUGCCGUGUUUGGUUAGGAUGAGCCUAAUUGCGCCGCUCGACACUACCAACGAAUGUAUCGAGGCUAGAAAGGAGAUACUCACGAUAUUGUCUGGGAUAGAGUCGGUUAAUUCAAUGGUCGCCCUUUUGUCCAUUGACUUCCAUAGUCUCGAGAUUGAUGUGCGAAGGGAGCAGCAACUUCGGCAGAAGAAGGGGAAUGUACAAGCGGAUAGUAUUUUAGCACAAUCACUACAAAGUGCUCUCAUUUUAGAAUUUGAGCGUAGCGAUGCCAAUCGACGUAUUCGUUUAGUUCUGAGCGAAAUCUUGUUUAUAGCGUCACAAAUACAGGAGCUUCAGAAGAAUCAAGAAUUUCAAAUCAAACAAUCCGACUUGUUCGAUAGUGUUGUGUACAUGGAAGAAAUUAGUUAUAUUAUAUGCAUCGCUCUUGCUGAGUUGCCCGAUCUUUUAUCCAUACCAAACAUAUCCGAAACCCUACUGCACAUAAAACAUGGACCUGAAAUAAUAUGUUGGAUCAUAGCUAAUAAUCCAGAUUGUUUUAUGGAGGUAUGUUCGUUCUUAAUAGCCAAUGGAGAGCGACAAGAAGAAUCUGCAUUAAGUAGUAUAAGAACUCAAACUUUAACGAUGCUGUGCCAAAUGAAUCCGAGUCAAGCACUUGUAAUACGUGCAAAGUGCAUUGAACUUUGCAGGAUGCCAGCUUUGGCAAUAACUUUAAGUUUAGAAAAUGAUGGUAUACACGAUUCGAUGGCAGAAAGCGAUAUAGUUGCUUUUGUUUCCGGUCUUCUACUUGGUAACGAUGUACAGGUUAGAGCGUGGAUCGCAAUGUUUAUAAGAAAUGGACAGAAAAGAAAAUGGGAGUCGCAUACUGCCCUUCAGGCACUGAGAGACGAAUUGCUGAGAAGAUUGCAAGCGAUAACUGCACAUAGCUCGGACGGACAGCUAGCGGAGUGUAGAGUAGUACAGGCUAGCGCUCUGCUGAGGUUGUAUUGUGCCCUACGUGGUAUUGGCGGUAUAAAGUACCAGGACGAGGAGGUCACAAUGAUUGUUAAACUGCUGACGUCUCACCCACCUCCCUCCCCAGCCGGAGUCAGAUUCGUUUCUCUAGGCCUGUGCAUGCUCAUAGCUUGUCCAUCCCUGAUUGGUCAUCAUAGUCUUGAAAAGCCGAGCAUCGAGUGGGUGCAGUGGCUGGUUCGCGAGGAGGCCUAUUUUGAGAGUGCCAGUGGAGUAUCGGCGAGCUUCGGCGAAAUGCUCCUCCUCAUGGCAAUUCACUUUCACAGCAAUCAAUUGUCGGCUAUUUGCGAGUUAGUUUGCGCAACUCUAGGCAUGAAGAUACCUAUUAGGCCAAACAACCUGACUCGCAUGAAGCAGAUCUUCAUGCAAGAGAUCUUUACGGAGCAAGUGGUAACGUCCCACGCGGUCAAGGUGCCUGUGACUGCCAAUCUUAACGCCAACAUACCGGGCUUCCUGCCCGUCCACUGCAUACAUCAGCUACUGAAAUCGCGGGCCUUCGCCAAGCACAAAGUGCCCAUAAAGAACUGGAUCUAUCGCCAAAUAUCGGACAGUGUGCCACCCCUUCAUCCGGUAUUACCGGCUCUCGUUGAGGUGUACGUCAACUCAAUUCUUGUAACCAACAAUAAGGCUGUUGAGCAUACAAACAAGCCAAUUACCGAGGACGAGAUCAGACGGGUUUUCCAAAAUAGCGUAUUUGGAGCAAAUUUUGACUUAAAGAGGAAAGGUGGUGGACGCUUCGUAGAUUCAGAGAUCGAGUGCAAGAAGGUCGUGGACGUACCGCGACCUUCUUUAACCUCUCAAUUAUUGCUCCUAUACUACUUACUACUGUACGAAGACGUACGAUUAGCAAACAUGCACAGUUUUAUAUCCCAAGGCAGGAAGGUCAAGUCGUAUUCAACUGAGUUCCUGUCCGAGCUGCCUAUAAAGUACCUGCUUCAGCAGGUACAGAGGGACCAAAUGAGCUACGCAGGCCUCUUUUCUCCUCUUCUGAGGUUGCUGGCGACGCACUUUCCCCAUCUGUCGUUAGUUGAUGAUUGGCUCGACGACGAGGCCAUAAACGUUGACACCGGUGCUAGGAAUCACGAGACCAUCGUUAUUAAUGAGUCGACUAUCAAAGAGGCAUUUGAUCAUAUACAAAAUUGUCCAUCGAAAACCGGUAUGCUACUUAGGCAACUUAUGUCGAUGAAACCUACCGAUAUUUGGCCCUAUGCCAAAACUAUCGUCCAGUACUUCAAAAAGAUUUUGGACGAAAGGAUACCUAGAUAUAUACAAGAACUUUAUCAGCAAGUAUGGUUGAGGUUAAAUACAGUACUGCCUCGUUGCCUAUGGGUACUUUCGAUAAAUGCACUAUUUAUAGAAAAUUCAGCGGUGGCAACCGUUUUCCUUACGCAAGAAAACAUCGUUCUUGAUCCACUUCAAGUUUUACGUUGCGAUAUGAGGGUAUUUCGCUGUGCACCUGUUUUAUCUGUGAUACUUAGAAUUUUACAAGCAACAUUGGCGGCAUCUCGAUCUCAGUUAUCCAGGCACAUGCAAGACAGACCUUUAACGGAAAAAAUUGGACAAUUGACCAGCGAAGUUGAACGGGAGGAACUUAAGACGGCCCUAAUAGCUGGCCAGGAGAGUGCUGCCGUACAAAUUUUAUUGGAGGCAUGUCUCGAAACGGAAGAGGACAGAACGAUUGCUGGUCAAAUGUGGUCCCUCAGAGAAAUAAGAAGCGUUGUUUGUUCUUAUCUCCAUCAAGUCUUCAUCGCUGAUCCUUCUCUUGCAAAAUUGGUUCAUUUUCAGGGCUACCCUAGAGAACUAAUACCAGUUACAGUAGCGGGGAUCCCAUCUAUGCACAUAUGCCUCGAUUGGAUACCAGAGCUGAUGGCCCAACCUGAAUUGGACAAGCAGGUCUUCGCCGUAGACCUCGCUUCGCACUUAGCCGUCCAAUACGCGUUGCCCAAGGCUCUGUGCGUCUGUCGAUUGGCAAUAAACACCUUAGGGACAUUGCUCGGCGCACUGCCAUCCAAGGAUCGCGUUUCCCUUUUCAUGCCCAUUUUAUCGGCUCUAACGAGGAUUGGAUUUGCCUUUCCGCCCCUCGUCGACGGCGCUAUCGAUCUCCUAGUGCAGCUCGGCAGAGUUAGCUCGGCUCAAGCGGCCCUCGGCGACGAGUCCGCCGAGAUCCUCUGCCAGGAGGUCAAUGCGACCUUUUCGUGCCUGCUGCAAAAGGCCGUUCUUCAGUCGAGUGUUUAUUAAUAUACGUUUCCUUUUGCAUUUUGAGUUUUGGAUUUCCAUGCAUUUUUUUGUUUGCUUCCUUUUAAAUUUCAAGUUAAAAAUUAAUCUUUUUACGGAUUUUGUUUGUUUGUCGAGUAAGAAGAGUAAGCUCAAUAACGAUACG